Fulvia fulva is the source of this 684-nucleotide messenger RNA. RefSeq names its product Sugar transport protein 14. Gene Ontology annotation, cellular component: membrane. The coding region runs from base 1 to 684 and encodes 227 amino acids. Gene Ontology annotation, biological process: carbohydrate transport; transmembrane transport. Gene Ontology annotation, molecular function: carbohydrate:proton symporter activity. The record is from RefSeq and is a predicted model, not a curated record. Lineage: Eukaryota; Fungi; Ascomycota; Dothideomycetes; Mycosphaerellales; Mycosphaerellaceae. The transcript is spliced from 2 exons.
AUGUGCAAGCUGAGCGGAUCGAACAUCAUCCAGAACUACCAGAACCUGAUGUACGCCAACCUCGGAUACGAAGGGAAACAAGCGCUUUUGAUCACCACGAUUUACGGCUUCAUGGCUCUGGUCGGACAAAUCUUCUCCAUCUUCAGCAUCGCCGACCGAUGGCCACGUCGACGCACGGUCAUCCCCGGCUGGCUCACUCUUGCUAGCUGUCUGAUCAUCCUCGCAGUCAUAUCAGCACUGUACGGCCAAGAUGGUAGCGGAAACAGAGCUGGUCAGCUUGCUGGCAUCGCGUUCAUCUUCUUGUUCGCCUUGUCGUACAGUGUCUUCUUCAAUUCAGCUGUCUGGGUCAUCGUGGCUGAGAUCUUUCCGCUGGAGCUACGAGCUAUUGGCGUCGGAUGGUCGACUUUCUCGCAAUACCUGACUGCGAUCUGGUUGAUCUAUGGUGCGAGUUAUGCUUUCGAAAUCAUCACUUGGAGAUUCUAUUUCGUCUUCACUGGCACAAACAUUUUCUCGGCGGUCGUAUACUUCUUUUGGUUUCCGGAGACGAACCAGUUGACGCUCGAGCAGAUUGCUUCUGCCUUUGGUGAUCCCAUUGCGCAGCCCGUUGCGAAAGAUCUUGGCAAGUCGCUUGACGAUGACAGCGCUGAGCACGUUGAGACCGUCCCACAACAGGAGAAAGUGUAA